UGGGUGGUUUCAGUGCAGACAAUGGUAGCAGAGGCACUAUAUAUAUCGAUGGAAGUCGCCGGAGAGCAAAUCAGAGUCCAAUCCCUCUCCCAAAACGAUAAACCCCAUGUCCCCCCACAGUACAUCCAACCUCCACAGUACCGACACAACGCCGACACAGUCGGCGGUGGAGGUGGCGGCGAUAAAAGUAUUCCGGCGAUUGACCUCGGCGCCACCAGGGCUGACCUUCAUGCGGAGUUGGAUCGAGCCUGCAAAGAUUGGGGUGCGUUUCACGUGACGAACCAUGGUGUUCCGAUCCAAUUGCUGAACGAGAUGAGGAGAGUCGGUGUGUUGUUCUUCGAGGAGUGUCCAAUGGCUGAGAAGCUCAGGUACUCUUGCGAUUCCAAUUCGUUUGCUUCUGAAGGCUAUGGAAGCCGUAUGUUGGUUUCAUCCAAUGAUGCAGUGUUGGAUUGGAGAGAUUACUUCGAUCAUCAUACUUUGCCUCUUUCUCGCCGGAAUCCCGAUCGCUGGCCUCACUUUCCUCCUAAUUAUAGGGAAGUUGUAGCAGAGUAUGGUGAUCGUAUGAAGGUCCUCGCUCAGGGGCUCUUGAGCUUGAUAUCUGAGAGUCUAGGCCUGCCAUCUUCACGGAUUAAAGAGGCCGUUGGAGAAUUCUACCAGAAUAUCACAGUUAGCUAUUACCCACCUUGCCCACAGCCAGAGCUCACUCUUGGUCUGCAAGCUCAUUCAGACAUGGGUGCCAUUACCCUUCUCAUCCAAGAUGAUGUUGGGGGUCUCCAAGUUCUCAAGGAUGGUGAAUGGGUAAAUGUACAUCCUUUAUCUGAUGCCAUUGUUGUCAUUUUGGCUGACCAAACUGAGAUUAUAACUAACGGCAAGUACAGAAGUGCUGAACAUCGGGCCAUAACUAAUGUCAACAAGGCACGAUUCUCAGUUGCCACAUUUCAUGACCCUGUGAAGACAACGAUAAUUUCCCCUGCUGCUGAGCUCAUCAGCAACUCUUCUCCUCCCAAAUACUGCCAAGUUACAUACGGUGAUUAUGUCUUAUCGUGGUACACAAAGGGCCCCGAAGGGAAGCGGAACAUUGAUCGCCUCCUACUAUAGUUACUAGAUUGUAAACAUCAUUUUUCCCUUUUGGCUAGACUUUGAAAUGACAUUCUUGUAUCGAAUAAAGUGAAUUUUCAUGAAGUUCUAUGAGGUACCGGUAAAGAUAAAAAGGGUUCUUCAGGUAAUUUGGUACUUCUGUUUUGUGCAAAGGGUUUAAUAGAAGAUCUCAUUACUCUUUGUUCGAAAA
This is a messenger RNA of Camellia sinensis, 1288 nucleotides long. RefSeq names its product 2-oxoglutarate (2OG) and Fe(II)-dependent oxygenase superfamily protein. The record is from RefSeq and is a predicted model, not a curated record. NCBI's taxonomy places the organism in Eukaryota, Viridiplantae, Streptophyta, Magnoliopsida, Ericales, Theaceae.